Asparagus officinalis (garden asparagus) is the source of this 831-nucleotide messenger RNA. Its product is annotated as 1,4-dihydroxy-2-naphthoyl-CoA thioesterase 1-like. Gene Ontology annotation, cellular component: peroxisome. Gene Ontology annotation, molecular function: 1,4-dihydroxy-2-naphthoyl-CoA thioesterase activity. Gene Ontology annotation, biological process: phylloquinone biosynthetic process. The transcript has 3 exons. The coding region runs from base 92 to 556 and encodes 154 amino acids. The record is from RefSeq and is a predicted model, not a curated record. NCBI's taxonomy places the organism in Eukaryota, Viridiplantae, Streptophyta, Magnoliopsida, Asparagales, Asparagaceae.
UCCCAACUACCACCGCUCGUCCAUCUCAAUCAUUCUCUCUCCUCUCCUCUCCUCUCCUCUCCUCUUCAGAAGGGGAAAAAAAGGGUGGGAAAUGACAGAAAUACUCUCAUCUGCAUCUUCCUCCUCCUCUUCAUCGAAAACUGCAGAGCUCGAUGCUCCGCUUCACGCCAUCGGGUUCGAGAUCGACGUCGUCUCGUCCGAUGAAGUUAACGGCACGUUGGAGGUCACUAACACCUGCUGCCAGCCGUUUAAGGUUCUUCACGUCUUCACGGCCCACGUGGCGUCGGGGUUCCGAAGGAUCGCCGGUAUCCAGCUCAGCAUCAACCACCACAGGAGUGCUCGGCUUGGUGAUCGCGUGUUCGCACGUGCCACGCCCAUCCACGUUGGCAAGACUAUCCAGGUUUGGGAGGUUCAUUUGUGGAAGAUAAACCCAGGAUCCAGCCCUGAGAAAAGAGAGCUUUUAGCAUCAUCAAAGGUCACGUUACUAUCGAACAUGCCAGUGCCCAAGGAAAACAAGGAUGCAGGAGAUGCUCUUAGAAAGUAUGCAAAAUUAUAAAUACUGGCGUUUAUACACACUACACCCCUAUCUACAGCUUUUUGCAAUUACCACUGAAAGAGUGGUGUUAUCUGCAUAUUACGAAGGUAUCCAAGAGUGAAUAGUUCUCAAGCUAGGAGGGGAACCCAAUAUUGUAUGGAGUUUUAUUAUUUUGUGUGUAAUAAUCAAGCCAUGCAAGGCCGCAGCGUAAUAAUUGCACGGUUUUGAUCGAUGCAUGUAUAACCUUCUGUGUUAAAGAAAUCGCAUGUUCUAACUUGUCUUCGAUGGCUUGAUCA